Molecule: messenger RNA, 1690 nt
Organism: Gadus morhua (Atlantic cod)
Lineage: Eukaryota; Metazoa; Chordata; Actinopteri; Gadiformes; Gadidae
Gene: msrb3
Product: methionine sulfoxide reductase B3
Exons: 7
Coding region: 323-931 (202 amino acids)
Biological process (GO): response to oxidative stress; protein repair
Cellular component (GO): cytoplasm
Molecular function (GO): peptide-methionine (R)-S-oxide reductase activity
Source: RefSeq, a predicted model, not a curated record
CGAACAGACAGACCCGCCGCCGCUCGUGCUCGUGAGUCUCUGUUGACAGCUAAUGCAUCGCGAGGACAGCCGCCGCCGUGACCCUCCAUCCAUUCCGUACUUUACCGUCCGUAUUUUUGUACUGCUGCUUUUCACAGCCUGAGCUGCCGUUCUCGCCUCACCCUUGGGGGGUGUCUGUCCAAACAUCCGGGCCAUCCUCUCUCUCUCCCCUCUCUCUCUGUGUCUCUCUCCCCUCUCUCUCUGUGUCUCUCUCCCCUCUCUCUCUGUGUCUCUCUCCCCUCUCUCUCCUCUCUCUCUCUGUGUCUCUCUCCCAACAGCGGCCAUGUCAGGAUUCAAUCUGCUCCACCUGAUAAGCAAGAGUCAACCUGUGGUCCUUCGGCCCUGUGGCCUCCCCUCAGGAACAUGUCGUACCAAGAAGACGUGGCCGGUGUCGUUCUCCCAGGAGGAGCUGAAGCAACGGCUCACGCCCAUGCAGUACCACGUCACCCAGGAGAGGGGGACUGAGAGCGCCUUCAGGGGGGAGUUCACCGACCAUAAGGAGGACGGCACCUACACGUGUGUCGUGUGCGGGGCGCCACUGUUCAAGUCGGGCACAAAAUUCAACUCUCGAUCAGGCUGGCCGUCCUUCUUCGACCUGGUGAAGGACGGCUCCGUCACCCUCGCAGACGACUUCUCCCACGGCAUCCACCGCGUGGAGACCACAUGCAGCCAGUGCGGCGCCCACCUGGGUCACCUGUUUGACGACGGGCCGCGCCCCACCGGGAAGCGCUACUGCAUCAACUCCGCCUCGCUGGGCUUCCAGGGGAGUGAGGCGGAUGCGGUCGCCACGGACACCGCCGCCACCACCGAGGAUGGGGCCGGGGGCGGGGCCAAGGCGGGGGGCCGGCCGGCCUCUACCGUCGCCCCAGCGGGGGGGAAGAAGGAGCUGUGAGGCGGGGGGGUCGUCCCAGAGAGGGGUGGGGGGGGGGGGGGCAGGUGGAGACCUCAGAGGAUGCGGUCGUCGUGGCGAUAUCACAGGUUGUUCUUCAGUUGAUGAUCGGAUCCCAGAAGUGUAUUUUUUCGAUAGAUCCAUCGCUCUGAAAGUGGGGUAGUAUUUUUGGAUGAUGAGGGAUGGGUUUUGUACCGGGGGAGGGAGUAACCCAUUCGUACACGCCUUGAUGGGCUGUCCGCCGCAUUGCCUCGUAGACAGACCAAAUAUACACUCACAUUAUCUAUCUGCUGGGAAACAACCAAAACAGGAGCAAUGCAGACCUUUAACGGGCUCCGCGGACUGGUUCUUACGGCCUUUAUGUUGCUGGUUGGAUAGUCACAAAACGGAAACGAAUUGUACUGUUAAAAUAUAUACUUGUAUAUCAAUUUUUGAUAAAAUAUGUUACAGUAUUUUAUUAUUGAAAUAUAUAUUUGAAGUUUAUUUUGGGAGUGUAUUGCCGAAUACAGUUAUUUUAUUUUAUUUUGUUUUAUUUAAAAACGUUUGGAUUGGUAUUGUGGAUAACACUAUGCAGCUACUCACAUUAAAUCUAAAAUACACAUCAAGCGAAUGAAGCAGAACAGCUUGAUUUUUGCUUUGGGCACUAUUCACUUUUGUUGCUUGCAUGUGUUUUGUGUGUGAUCUGAUGAACUUCCUCAGUUAGUCAUUAUUUAAAUAAAGACACUGUUGACAUGGGUUUAAUAAAAGGAUUUGGACGCAAAA